Molecule: messenger RNA, 825 nt
Organism: Zymoseptoria tritici IPO323
Lineage: Eukaryota; Fungi; Ascomycota; Dothideomycetes; Mycosphaerellales; Mycosphaerellaceae
Exons: 2
Coding region: 31-825 (264 amino acids)
Biological process (GO): lipid metabolic process
Cellular component (GO): membrane
Molecular function (GO): oxidoreductase activity, acting on the CH-CH group of donors
Source: RefSeq, a predicted model, not a curated record
UCUCUUCCUCCUCCCUUCGCCCAUCCCACGAUGUCCUACACCACCACAUCUCGCCGCCACGACUCAAUCUCCCGCGGGAACUACACACCCAAUCCCAGCGGCACAGCGACCUUCUUCCUCGGCCGCCUCGCCGACCCUUUCAUCCAGUAUGGAUUUCUCGCGAAGAACUGGGGCAACCCGAUCAUCACGCGUCUAGGCGGCAAGAGCCUUCCCGCCGGCCCAGCUUGGAUUACACAUACGCCCUUUGACCGACUCGGACUCUCACCCUAUCGGAGCAUCAUGUUCCUGAUGUCGGUGGGAAGUGUAUUGAAGCAGAACUACCACCUGUCCGUGGUGAUGCAAGAGCAAGUGUCCGUCGGGUUGGGGUUGCAAAAUGCUGUGGGCAAUGCAUUCGGGAAUGCGCUGAAUUCAAUCCUGUUUGUCUGCGCGCAGACGUCGGCGAGUGUGAAUGGAGAACAUUUCCCGCAGACGCCGUUGAUUGUUGGCUCGGCGUUGUACGUGACUGGUAUGGCCAUCGAGGUAGUGUCGGAGCAACAGAGGUACUUGUGGAAGAAGAGGAGGGAGAACAAGGGAAAGGUGUAUGGAGGUGGACUUUUCAGUCUGGCGAGGCACGUCAACUACUUUGGUUUCGGGCUUUGGAGGGUGGGAUAUGCGCUUGCUGCGGGUGGGUGGUUGUGGAGUGCCAUCACUGGUGCAUUGGUGGCAUAUCAGUUUGGGAAGAACAUUGUACCAGUGCACGAGCAUUAUCUGCAGGAAAAGUAUGGCGAACAGUACAAGCACUACGAGCGAGCGACGCCGUGCAAGGUGGUGCCCUUCCUUUACUAG